UCCUUCUCCAUCACUAAAUUAUGCUCUUUGCCUUCUUACCCUUUCUCUCUAUCAUCAACAACUACUUUUUCUAUAUUGGAUUUUGCUAAGUUUCCCUUCAUUGCAAUUAGGGUUUUUCCCUUUUGAGUUGGCUUCAAUUCAUCAAUAUCAAUACUAGUGCUUAUAUAUAUAUAUGGCAUCAUCAAGCUGCUACAAUUCCCCUUGUGCUGCUUGCAAAUUCCUCAGAAGAAAAUGUCUUCCUGGUUGUAUAUUUGCCCCUCAUUUCCCCCCUGAGGAGCCACACAAAUUUGCAAAUGUUCACAAAAUAUUUGGUGCUAGUAAUGUUACAAAGCUUUUGAACGAAGUCCUCCCUCAUCAGAGGGAGGACGCGGUCAACACUCUGGCCUACGAAGCUGAGGCCAGAGUGAGAGACCCCGUUUAUGGUUGUGUUAGUGCAAUAACAUUCCUCCAACGCCAAGUCGAGCGCCUUGAGAAGGAGCUCGACUCGGCUAAAGCGGAUUUAAUGCGCUAUGCUUCAAAUGAUAUGUCACAACCAUUAAUUGGAACUCAUCAUCAUGAAGGAGAAAAUAUUGGAUCAACACUUCAUAAUAUGGCAAUGAGUAGAAGAAUGGGGUAUGAUCAUCAUGGAGGAGGAAAUUAUUUUCCAUGGAAUGAUCAAAACAACUCAGGAGGAAAUAUUUGAACACCUACAAAUUGUGUUGUGUGCUAUUUAUAAGUAUAAUAUGUGUCUACUAGUGUGUGCUAUAUGGUAUUCUAGCUAGUUCACAUGCAAAUUACUAGCUAGACCAUAAAUUUGGUUGUGUUUUUUUAUUAUUAUUAUUAUAGACUUUUUAGUAGUUUUGAGCUACUAAAAAAAAAGUCAUUGUCUAAGUAUUUUAUGGCUAUAUAUUGUGUCAUAUUCAGAGAGUAGUAAAAAAAAUGUCUGAGUGAUUGUGAAGUGUCCUAUUUUGUGGGAUUUGUUUAUGGUUUUACU
This is a messenger RNA of Solanum pennellii, 973 nucleotides long. RefSeq names its product protein LATERAL ORGAN BOUNDARIES-like. The record is from RefSeq and is a predicted model, not a curated record. The coding region runs from base 173 to 682 and encodes 169 amino acids. The transcript is spliced from 2 exons. Lineage: Eukaryota; Viridiplantae; Streptophyta; Magnoliopsida; Solanales; Solanaceae.